Closterium sp. NIES-67 is the source of this 903-nucleotide messenger RNA. The record is from the annotation of a GenBank genome assembly. NCBI's taxonomy places the organism in Eukaryota, Viridiplantae, Streptophyta, Zygnematophyceae, Desmidiales, Closteriaceae.
AUCCGUUCCUGUAGGACUCGUAGGAGCUGGGCGGCGGAGCCAUGGAUGUGGACAUGAAUGUGGACAUGGAUGUGGACAUGGAUCCGCCUGGCAAUCCGCAACACCUUGCAUCGGAAAGUCGCCAUGAAGCCGGGGUACCCGACCCACCCGUUCCUACAGGACUCCGAGGAGCUGGGCGGCGCAGCCAUGGAUGUGGACAUGGAUGUGGCAGAGAUGGGCCUGGAGGCGGGCGAGCAGCACCCGCUGGAGAAGCUCGCAGACUCGGACUUUUUUAACAAGUUCGAAGACGACUUCGAGGAUGAGGACCUGGCGUAGGGGGUGGGGGGGGGGGCAGAGGGGGAUGAAUUAGUGGCUGGAGGGGGUGGGAAUAGGGGGUGAGGGGUUGGGGGACAAGGGAGGAUGGAGGAUGGACUUUUUCAACAAGUAUGAGGACAACCCUGAGGACGAGGAUCUGCCGUAGGUGCUGGGAGGGGGUGAGGGACGCUAGGGUUCCAGAACUUUGACGAGGACUUAGAGGGCGAUGACGUAGAGUGGGGGGUAGGGGGGUCCUACUAGAGCCCUUCAUGGGUCUGGUUCUGAUAGACGCUGGCCGGAGUGUGGCAUGGUGUGACGGUCCAUCGGUGGCAGCAGCUGCUCUGCUGAGCACUCAGCUUUGGGAGUGACAGGGUUGCGCUCCGCUGACCAAGCCGCCUGACGCCGGGGCCAUUCCCUUCUACUAGGUACUCGUUCAAGACAACCCAAACCUUCAGCAGCGAAUUGUUGAAGCCUGUUCCACGACCAGAUCGCUCCAAACGUAGUGAGCUUGUUGUCAGCAGACAAUCGCUGUAUGGUACUACUGAGUCACUGAAGGCGUCAGUGUAAAUCGUGUGAUACGAAGGAGUUUACUUCUGAGAUGCCUUAAAA